Messenger RNA from Colletotrichum aenigma, 1476 nucleotides. RefSeq names its product Bifunctional solanapyrone synthase (gene sol5-8). The transcript has 2 exons. Bases 1 to 1476 code for a protein of 491 amino acids. Lineage: Eukaryota; Fungi; Ascomycota; Sordariomycetes; Glomerellales; Glomerellaceae. Gene Ontology annotation, molecular function: FAD binding. The record is from RefSeq and is a predicted model, not a curated record.
AUGAGCGCAGUGAAGUCCGUCAACGGCUCCUUCGCCGUCAGAGGCGGUGGUCACACGGCCAUUCCGGGGGCGAAUAGCAUCGACGGAGAUGUGCUCAUCGCCUUCUCCAACAUGACACGACUAGAACUCUCCGCUGAACGCACCCACGUUCACCUCGGUCCAGGGCUGCGUUGGGGAGAGGUUUACAACGCCCUUGAGCCAUACGAUCUUACCGUCGCCGGCGGCCGCGUAGCACCCGUUGGCGUUCCGGGGCAGUUGUUGGCUGGCGGAAUAGGCUUUUACAGCAACAAGUAUGGCUUCUCAGCCAACACGGUCAGCAGCUAUGAGGUCGUCCUCGCCGAUGGGAGAAUCGUGAACGCGACUGCUUCCAAUGAGUACAAUGACCUCUUCUGGGCGGUGAAAGGAUGCGGCCCGAACUUUGGACUCGUCACAUCGUUCGAACUCCAGACCAUACCCAGCCCAAGAGUAUUUGCCGGCGUUCUGCAAUUCGAGUCUUCCCAAUUUGAAGCCUUCUUUGAGGCUGUCGCUGCCUAUUCCGCGGACAUCUUCGACGCAAAGUCACACAUCAUCCCCACAGUAGGAUUUGCCAGAGACAAUGCUACAGACGAGAUCUCGGCCUACGCUUACGUCGUGUUAUUGUACGACGAUCCGUAUGAGACGGAGCCUGGGAUCUUCCGCCGGUUUCUCGACAUACCCAACGUCGGCAACACGCUGAGUCACCUGACUGUCGCAAAUCUCGCUUUUGAGACUGGAAAGUCCGUCAUGGAUGGCCAGGGUGAUAUUUUCACCGGAGGAACGAUCGCUUCAACGGACUUUGAAGGACUGCUUGCCGGCAUUCACCUCAUCAGCGAGAUCUUCGAAGAGGCGGUAAGAUCGGUCCAGGCACAAGUUCCUGCCGGUACCUUCGCAUCCACGGAGGUGUACUUCCAGCCCCUCGGCCGAGACUUCAUCGUCACCUCGCAGAACGACAGUGAAGGUGGAGGGCCCCUGUCGCUGGACGGAUCCCAGGGCACCUACAUCGUCUACGCCAUUGCGUUGACCUGGGUCGACUCUCAGUACGACGACGUUAUCUCUGCUUGGAUUGAGAAGACAGUCCAAACAAUCGACAGCGCCACGGCUGAGGCGGGCCUUUACCAUCCUUUGAGACACAUGGGAGAUUCCGCGGCCUUCCAAGCUGCUGAAUUCUUCGAUGGCUAUCCUCAGGGCGUUGCGGAACGGCUGAAUAAUGUCGCACUGAAGUAUGAUCCCGAUGGGUUCUUUCAGAAGAAUAUGCCGGGUGGUUUCAAGUUGUCCGCCUCGAAGGUAUCCAGCAAUAACGGUGUGGGAGGUGUUGACGGAACUGGUUCCUAUGAUGCCGUAUCCUUAAACAAGGGGACGGCAGGGUCUCGGGACUUCAUGGAUAUGAUGUUCCUCUGCAAAGAUGAAAACGGGAAUGCCUGUGUGUUGGUUAAUCUGGUCGUGAGGGAACAGCCUUGA